ACUGCUGAACCAACCACAACAACAACUGCUGCACCAACUACAACAACUGCUCCACCAACCACAACAACGGCUGCACCAACCACAACAACUGCUGCACCAACCACAACCACAACAACAACCGCUGAACCAACCACAACAACAACCACAACUGCUGAACCAACCACAACCACAACAACAACUGCUGCACCAACUACAACAACUGCUCCACCAACCACAACAACAACUGCUGCACCAACCACAACAACUACUGCUGCACCAACCACAACCCCAACUGCUGAACCAACCACAACAACAACUGCUACACCAAUCACAACUACAACAACAACUGCUGCACCAACUACAACAACUGCUCCACCAACCACAACAACAACUGGUGCACCAACCACAACAACUACUGCUGCACCAACCACAACCCCAACUGCUGCACCAACCACAACAACAACUGCUACACCAAUCACAACUACAACAACAACUGCUGAACCAACCACAACCACAACAACAACUGCUGCACCAACUACAACUACAACUACAGCAACAACUGCUGAACCAACCACAACCACAACAACAACUGCUCCACCAACUACAUCAACUGCUCCACCAACCACAACAACUACAGCUGCACCAACCACAACUACAACUGCUGCACCAACUACAACUGCUACACCAACAACAACCACAACAACAACUGCUGCACCAACCACAACAACUACACCUGCACCAACCAAAACUACAACUGCUGCACCAACUACAACAACUUCUCCACCAACCCCAACUACAACAACAACUGCUGAACCAACCCCAACAACAACUGCUGCACCAAAUAUAACAACUGCUCCACCAACCACAACAACUACAGCUGCACCAACCACAACAACAACUGCUGCACCAACUACAACAACACCUUCUCCACCAACCACAACCACAACAACCGCUGAACCAACCACAACAACUGCUCCACCAACCACAACUACAACAACAACUGCUGAACCAACCACAACUACAACCACAACUGCUGAACCAACUACAACUACAACAACAACUACUGAACCAACCACAACAACAACUGCUGCACCAACAACAACAACCGCUCCACCAACCACAACAACAACUGCACCAACCUCCACAACAACUGCUGCACCAACUACAACAACACCUUCUCCACCAACCACAACCACAACAACCACUGAACCAACCACAACAACUGCUCCACCAACCACAACUACAACAACAACUGCUGAACCAACCACAACUACAACCACAACUGCUGAACCAACUACAACACCUUCUCCACCAACCACAACCACAACAACCACUGAACCAACCACAACAACUGCUCCACCAACCACAACUACAACAACAACUACUGAACCAACUACAACUACAACAACAACUGCUGAACCAACCACAACAACAACUGCUCCAGCAAGUACAACAACUGCUGCACCAACCACAACAACUACAGCUGCACCAACCACAACCACAACGUCUGCACCAACUACAACAACACCUUCUCCACCAACUACAACAACAACAACCGCUCCAACAACUGCACCAACUACAACAACAACUGCUGCACCAACCACAACAACAACUGCUGAAUCAACCACAACUGCUGAACAAACCACAACAACAACUACCGCUCCACCAACCACAACAACAACUGCUCCAACAACCACAACUACAACAACAACCGCUGAAACAACCACAACUACAACCACAACUGCUGCACCAACUACAACAACUGCUGAACCAACCACAACAACAACAACAACUGCUCCACCAACUACAUCAACUGCUCCACCAACCACAACAACUACAGCUGCACCAACCACAACAACAACUGCUGCACCAAGUACAACAACAGCUCCACCAACCACAAAAACAAAUACUGCACCGACCCCAACUACAACAACAACCGCUGAACCAACCACAGCUACAACCACAACUGCUGCACCAAGUACAACCACAACAACAACUGCUGCACCAACCACAAGAACAACUCCUGCACCAACCACAAGAACAACUGCUGCACCAACCACAACAACUACUGCUGCACCAACUACAACAACUACUGCUGCACCAACUACAACAACACCUCGAGUUUUCUCUCCCGACUGCAGUCAAACCUCUUCGGUGUCAAACCUGCAGAGAUCAGACAUGUUCAAAGACAACAUCCCAGCAAUGUUCCUCAGAGACGAUGUGUAUAACAGCCUCCAUUCUAGGUCCUACUACUCCGGCAGAUAA
Molecule: messenger RNA, 2244 nt
Organism: Mugil cephalus (flathead mullet)
Lineage: Eukaryota; Metazoa; Chordata; Actinopteri; Mugiliformes; Mugilidae
Product: mucin-5AC-like
Exons: 7
Source: RefSeq, a predicted model, not a curated record